Messenger RNA from Ambispora leptoticha, 684 nucleotides. The record is from the annotation of a GenBank genome assembly. Lineage: Eukaryota; Fungi; Glomeromycota; Glomeromycetes; Archaeosporales; Ambisporaceae.
AUGAUAUUGCAGGGUAAUAGCAUCAAAAUACAAUCAAUACACGAUUUAGAACUAGCUAUACGGGAUACCAUUGUAAAAAUAGAUUUCAAAAUCUUGUUAGAGAUUACAACCGGAGCUAGUGUCAUGAAGACACAUACUGGGAUCAAACGAUCAUACACCAUCGUAUUCGAAUUCACAGAUGAAGCUUUGAUUGAGAAUUCGGAGGAAUAUCACGCCUUACGCAAGAGCGUAAAAAAGAAAAAGUAUAUAGGUAAGGGAGACGAGAAUCAAGAGGAAUUUUUUCCCCAUUAUGGAAACUACCAUCUCCAGGCACUCACAUUGAAUUUUCUAAAAAACAUACCAGGCUUUCUCAAUGAGGGAGUCGACAUUCCGACGCUAAGUAAUUGCCACAAUGUAACGGGCAAAUUUUAUCGGUUCCACUUCGAGCAUUCACGACGCAUCGAAAUUAUCAAGGAGGAAGACGGCAGUAAAGUCUAUCAACGAACGCAAUCAAAUACUAUAAUAAUACAAGACGAUCGGAGUCCACCGCCGACUGCACCCAUACAAAGUCAGUCGAAUCAAACCAACGAUGAGCAAGGCCGAGAACCAACACCUCCGAAUAAAGUACAAGGUUUGAUAACCGAACUAUCCACACUCACUAAAGGUGAAUCUGACGAAGCCGAUGAGAAUGAGAUACCUGAUUGA